CGUGUGGCACGCAGGUUUGGACCGUGUGGCACACAGCCUCCUGCCCUGCCCCCAGCAUACGGCUUAGGCAGCCCCGCCAAUCGCGGAGCGAACAGGCGCCGAACUUCGAAGUAUUUAAUGUGGCUGCUCCCAACAAGCUGCAUUAUUGAAUUCCACUUCCGAGUAACUUACUCCGCAUAGUGCCUUCUUCAGCUCUCUGACUCUUUGCUUACAACUUGAACUCAGCGCGUCGAUCAGCCAGCCACCGUUUCGGAAUCCGCCCACAUCUUUUAUCCGAAGUUCGGGUCGCAGCGCCGCGUGGACGUUUAGUCUCUCUCCUCGCGACCAGACGAUGACAAGCGCAGCAGGAAUAGUCGUCGUGCUCCCGAUCGUCCUGCUCCUUCUCUUGUCAUCAUCACAACCCACAGCCAUCUGCGCGUCCGCCGAAUCCACGACCGAUUUAUCGGAAGCGUUCGCUUCUGGCAUGGCCUCGCCCUUAGAAAAGGAGCUUUCGUCGGCGGGACUGACGGGCUUCGCGAGCCUGCUCAGGCACGCCGGGCUGAUGCCGGAGCUCGAGCUGCGCGCGCGGACCGGCUCCACCAUGACCGUGUUCGCGCCGACCAACGACGCGCUCAUGCGCGCGGACCCCGCGCUCCUCGCGUUCCUCAAGCUUCCGCGCAACGGCGCGCUGCUCCGCGACGUGCUGCUGUUCCACGUGGUCGCGCGGCCGGUCUCCGCGUUCGCCUGGGAGGGCGCGCAAACGACGCUGCAGGGCGCGCCGAUCGCGCUCCACGUGGACUCGCUCGCGUUCCAGGUGGGCGGAACCACCGUGAAGCAGUACCGCGCGCUCACGCUCUCCCUGGAUCUCCUCGGCGAAGGGCCCCUGUCGAGGGAAGGCGCGGACGCGGAGUUUGCACAAAGAAGCGGCUUGGAGGUCGGCGGGAGCGGCACGGCGGGCACGGUCGUGGUUCACACCAUCAACGCGCUGCUCGUGCCGCCUUUCCUCGACGAAGCGCUCUCGCUUGCCGCCGGUGAUCUCUCUAUUGUCGCCGCGACGGACAGCAGCGGGCGGUUACUCGCGGAAUUGGAGUCCGCUACCCCCGCGCCCGCGUCAGCUCCGAGCUCGUCCCCCGCCCCGCCGCCGGUCCAGCCUUUCCCCCCUCCACCAGUUGCUCCCUCCCCUCCGCCCCCAAAGAGCGGUGCGCCGGGUGUCUCUGCGCUGAGCUUACCACAGCUGGUUCCUUCUGUGGCGGUCGCUAUCUUCGCCAUCGUUGUGUUGUUGUGAUGGGCAUCGAAGUGAAAUCUAGGGAUGCUGCGGUGGAAUUUUGAAGGCAUAACUUAUACCGUGCAUAAGUAUAGUGCACAAUCUAGUUGUUUAUUAGAUUUAUUGUUCAGCACUUUUAUACCAAGUAUGAA
This is a messenger RNA of Closterium sp. NIES-67, 1395 nucleotides long. The record is from the annotation of a GenBank genome assembly. NCBI's taxonomy places the organism in Eukaryota, Viridiplantae, Streptophyta, Zygnematophyceae, Desmidiales, Closteriaceae.